This is a messenger RNA of Ylistrum balloti, 2673 nucleotides long. RefSeq lists its product as uncharacterized. The record is from RefSeq and is a predicted model, not a curated record. Bases 1 to 2673 code for a protein of 890 amino acids. Gene Ontology annotation, cellular component: ubiquitin ligase complex; cytosol; Golgi apparatus. Gene Ontology annotation, molecular function: ubiquitin conjugating enzyme binding; ubiquitin protein ligase activity; zinc ion binding. Gene Ontology annotation, biological process: protein polyubiquitination; ubiquitin-dependent protein catabolic process; regulation of cellular response to oxidative stress. The transcript has 2 exons. Lineage: Eukaryota; Metazoa; Mollusca; Bivalvia; Pectinida; Pectinidae.
AUGGUGUACAAAAUCAACAGAUGUCGAGUACAUUCCGGAAACACUCUGAGGGCUUCUAACUCAAGGUACAAUCGCGAGUACAGACGUCAAUCAUGUCUGGUAAGAGACUCACAAAAUGUUUCCAGGGAAACCACGAUUUUAGAAGAACUUGGGUUAGACGAGGACAAUGUUGCCUACUCACUGAACAAAACACAACGAUGGCUUGUACCACAGGUCCUAAAACACGAGAUUUUAACCGAAAACAAUGGCUCCGAGGAUAUCAAGAUAAGUUUAGUAGAAUCACACAAAUUAAAAAAGCAAGCAAAUUGUACGGGAUUUUAUUCAAACAAAGGAUUUCUACGUAGAAUGAUUCCGAGAGAUAAAACCUACUUCAAUGCUGGGAGUGUGCUUGGAAGCCAAGCGGAGACCACAAACCCGCAGGUGACCGUGAACAUCCUGUAUCCGUGCCCGGAAACCAGCUCUAUUACCCACAAUCCUAAGUACUUGCGAGUUGCGGAACAAACAUCUGAAAAUGUUGAGCCUGAUUCUAAUAACAAUACACAGAGGUUAACCAAUCCCACUAAACGUAAAUCAAAGAGACAUCGUAGGAAAACAGGAACAAAGCAAAGACUAAAUGAAUAUUUGGACGAUGUGGAAUAUUCAGAUAAAGAUGACUAUGAGCUUGAUGACCCCUGUACGACUGAUGACGUAUGUGCAAGGUCAAAUGCUGUGUCUGUUGGAGAUAUAUUACAUCAUUCCAGACUAGUGCAAAAUAUCCUAAGUGAAACAACAACGAGAAAGCCAGCGCCACACUGCAGUGACUUCAAAGACAGGAUAGUGUACAUGGACAAGCCUGGAGAUGAAGCAGAGAAAAACGAUACACAAAAGAUAUUUUACCAGAAAAAGGGAAUCCCGAAAGCAUACGAUGUAAAAGUAUACAUUCCAUACAGUGACGUCAUUCCAGAAAGACUUUCGGUCAAAUACGGCAAAAAUUAUACAGAAUGUCGCUGCUACCCGAGAAAAUUCAUCAUUGACAUCACCAAAAGAGUGAAAAGAACAAUUCUUAAUUCGAAAGCAUUCUUCGAUAAGGACUUACAAUGUGUUGAUUUCUCAUCUGCACUAGUCUUUGUAUAUGAUAUGUUUGAUGGACUAGACUGCGCAGAAUUAGGUCUAUUUAAAGUCUUCCUCAACAUGAACACGACGCCAAACGAAAGACAGAUCUGUACCCUCCUGGAGAAUGACGUCUUUGAUAUUGACGUCGUAAUAAACAGGGCUAUAUCAUACACUGAAACUAUCCCUUAUGAUCAAUUUGUCCACAAACUACCACCUUACAGAUGCAGUGAUUCUUCUGCAACAUAUUUCGAAAUUUUGAAUGAGGGUUUAGGAGCAACAAAAACAAUCUAUACCUCCAACGGUACAGCUGUUCAGGACAUUAUUCAUAAUACCGAUGGAGCAGCGAUGUCUGAAGCACUUCAUCCGUUUCUAGGAGUCAUAACAUUGCCUCCUGAAAUUUGCUCUGUCUGUUUUGACGCCAUUUUGGAUAAAUCGGCGACAGCUUUGCAAACUUGUGGACAUUGGUUCUGCAAUUCAUGCUGGAACGAACAUUUGAUCGCAUCAGUCAAUGGCAUGUCAGGAAGUAUCACGUGUCCUGAAUACAACUGCCAAUCAAAAGUCGACUUUAACAUCCUCUUGACGACGUCGCCUUUCAAUCUCGUAGAACGUGUUUUCCGCCGAAAUCGCGAUAGGAUUAUUGAAAACGACACUGAAUCAAAAUGGUGUCCAAACAAACACUGUGGACGGGUUUUGAAGUAUAAGAAAACAAGGGCAGAAAAAGGUUCAAACGUUACUUGCGACUGUGGAACACAGAUGUGUUUUGAUUGCCUACAUUCUGCCCACUGGCCGUUGUCAUGUGACCAAUACAAGUCUUAUGCCGACCAAUUACAUAAAAACGGAGACGACAAAUUCUAUCUCACAGCAUUGCCCGAACAAUGUAUCAAUUUCGUACGGGUAAAGAGAUGUCCAAAUUGCGGGCGUUUUAUCGAGAACGGUGACGGAUGUGCUUAUAUGCCAUGUGUUUGUAAUAAGGCCUUUUGUUGGGGUUGUGGAAAGUCUUUUUCAGGUCACGUGUUCACACUUUCAUGCCUUGCGAAAGGCGGAACCAAAAUGGCCUUCGUCGAACUAGCAGAUGAAGUGAAAUCCACUGGAGCUUCUUCAAAUGCUUACAAACAUGCCGUUAAAAAUCGAUUUCUUCGCCAACCACAAAACCUCAGACAAAUGGCAUCUGCCGUUCACGAGAUUUGCCGGAAACUCACGAAUUUGAAUCGUCGUUAUGGCAAUCGUAUCGGUGGUGAGCUGGCGGAGUUCAAAGUGACCAAGUCAAGUAAUAAGCUAUCUGUGAGAGAGAAAUUUGCGCCAUUCCUUCGCAGUAUGAUUCGUGUGUACGCCGAAGUAUCUCACAUCACAGAAUUCACGACAAUCUUCUUGGCAAAUGUUGACUGCGAGGAGAAGAUUGGAUCUCCAAAACAUGUCGUGUCUUCAAUUCUUGCGCGUUUGGAAGGGCUAGGAGAGGAAAUAAUGCUUAUUUUCCGUUUAGCUAGUCACCAAGAUUCCAGGAAUUGUAUUUCCCAGUUGUGGCAGGUGCGCUUCCAAUGUAGGAAAGUGAUUAACAGUUUGAUCAGAAUGACUAGUCGUUGA